This is a messenger RNA of Capra hircus (goat), 3387 nucleotides long. Its product is annotated as oral-facial-digital syndrome 1 protein-like. NCBI's taxonomy places the organism in Eukaryota, Metazoa, Chordata, Mammalia, Artiodactyla, Bovidae. The transcript has 19 exons. The record is from RefSeq and is a predicted model, not a curated record. The coding region runs from base 322 to 3021 and encodes 899 amino acids. Gene Ontology annotation, cellular component: centrosome; ciliary basal body. Gene Ontology annotation, molecular function: protein binding. Gene Ontology annotation, biological process: epithelial cilium movement involved in determination of left/right asymmetry.
UCAGUUCUGAGCAGCGCGAACCCCGGCCGCUGCUGCACUUUGUCUAUUCUUCUGUCUUCCGGUUUCUAUCCGUUAGAGGGGCGCGUGGGCCAUAGGUAGCCCACAGGCCAGAACCGGCAAGAAGUUCGAGUUUCUGUGUGAGUUCCUAGUUGGGAGUACAAGGCAGAGGCUUUACCUUGUUCCUCCCCAUCCUCUGCGACAGAGCAAGGGAUCUGAAGGCAGGUGCCCUAAGCCAGAGCCACAUUCGGACGCAAACGGGGUACCUCAGGGCACGGUGGGGAGGGAACCGGAGGAAGCCGACGCCUGACAGUUCAGUCCAUCAUGCCCCUUAAAUCUGAUGUGUUGAGUCAAGAUGAACUUCGCAAAAAGCUGUACCAGACGUUUACAGAUCGAGGUAUACUGGACACACUCAAGAUGCAAGUCAGAAACCAGCUGAUUCAUGAACUGAUGCACCCUGUACUGAAUGGCAAGGUGCAGUCCCCAUCCACUUCAGUGGAAGAGAGCUGCCUGUUAAUAGAAGCCUCCAACUUUCUAGUAGCCAGUCACUUACAGAGAUGUGGCUAUGAGUAUUCGCUUUCUGUCUUCCUUCCUGAAAGUGGUUUGGCAAAAGAAAAGGUAUUUACUAUGCAGAAUCUAUUACAUCUUUUUAAAAUCAGUCCUGAAUCCAGUCUCUACAAGUCACUGAUUUCAGGAUUUGAUAAAGAAAACCAAAAAGGUUUUCUCAUUAUGUUUCUGAAAGAAUUGGCAGAAUUUCAUCAAAAUAAAGAGAGUUGCAAUAUGGAAACUCAGACAAGUUCAACAUUUCCCAUUGAAGACUCUCUUGUGGAGAAGCUUCAGCUUAUUGACAAUGAGUUUGCUGGUGCUUGCCGUCAACAUCCAAAGUUAGAAUCCUUAGAAAUCAAGUUGAAUGAAUGUAAGAGGAAAAUAGAACAGCAGCUACGGGCAGAAAUUAAUCAGGAGAAUGAAACAAAAGAAAUCUAUGCCCAAAGACAGCUUCUACUAAAAGACAUAGAUUUGCUGAGAGACAGAGAAGCUGAGCUGAAGCAGAGAAUUGAAGCCUUUGAAUUGGCCCAGAAGCUACCAGAAAAAAACAAAUGCAUGACUGAUGGACUGAUGAGGCAAGAGAUGAAUAUAAAGAGCCUUGAGGAGACCUAUGACCAGAAGCUGAAGAACAGACUUCUUAAGUAUCAGCUUGAACUGAAGGAGGACUACAUCACUAGAACUAACAGACUGAUGGAAAGUGAAAGGAAGAAUGAAGAAAAAGCUAUACAUUUGCAAGAGGAACUUGCAGCUCUUAAUUGUAAAAAGGAAGAACUCAGUCAUUCAGUAAACUGUGUAAAAGAACUUGAGCUUGAGAUGGAGUCUGUUAAAGCUCACUGUUUGGCAUUAACAAAGCAAAACCACAUGCUAAGUGAGAAGGUUAAAGAGAUGAGCAACUAUUCACUACUGAAAGAAGGAAUACUGGAGCUUCAGGCGCAAAAUAAACUACUUAAACAACAAGUGGAAGACAUGAAAAGUGAAAACUUGCAUCUCCUAAAUCGCCUAGCUCAGCCAUCUCCAGAGCUACUAAUUUUUCAGAAAGAAUUAAAGAAAGCAACACAAGCUGUUGCAUCUGAGCAUAAGGAGUUCGAAACCCACAAACAAGCUCUGCAAAAACAGCUUCAAAAUGAAAUUGAGCACUCCACCCAGCUGAAGGCCCAGAUAUUAGAAUAUGAUGCUUCUUUCAAGAGGUUAACUGUGCAGGUUACCGAUUUAAAAUCACAACUGAAACAAACUCAAAUAGCACUAGAGAAUGAAGUAUACUACAACCCGAAGCACUCUCUUCAGAAUUGCUCCAUCAGCACAUUACUGAGCACCAGGGUUCAUGAGAGUAACAUCAACCGAGAUUUCUUGAGAAACCCUCUGAAAAAAGAGGAGGCAACAGCAGGUCCAGUUACAUCACAGAUCCCAGCUUACCCAAAUGCCAGCAGAGAGGUCAGUUCCCCCGAUUCUGACCUUGAGUUUGUAGCCAGUGCCAAGGACAGGGUGAGAAAGCUGGAGCAGGAGGCAGAGAACCUGGAAAAAACUUUCCAGAACUACCAUCAAAGGGUCCGUUGGUGCCCUGCCAAGAGCCUGUUGGCAGUCAGAAGCCCACCUACCCUGUACCUGCCAGGGACUCUCAAGAACGUCACUACAGCUGCUCCCGAGAGGUGUGUUUUUGUGGACAACAGAGUCACCUCUCAGCAGCCUCUGGUAAGCACAUGUGAAGGGGACAAGAGUGUGGUGUCCGAGGUGCCCAGCAGUAUUGCCUCAAGGUCAUGCAAGAGUGUAGUCUCCAGAUGGCUCUCCUCCACGCCACUCCCCAGCGCAAGAAGCCAUGAUAGUGAAAUGUACCUGGAAGGUCUGAGCCGGUCCCCAGUCGCUGCUCCCUGUCCUGACAGAAAGUCACAGCCAUCACUUGGUGAGUCCAAGUGCAGCCUUUCUGUGCACUCACUCUCCAGCCCUCCAGAGCAGAAGGCCUGUCUUCAUCAGAGACAACCAGAGCUUCAAGACAAAAGUGAAUUUUCAAAUCCACAGAAGCUAAGUUUUAAGGAUAAUGAGGAAUUUAAACCAUCUUUUGAAUAUGUCAUCCAGAAACCACCUGAAGAAUGGAAGAAAGAAGAUAAACUUUGGGAACAGCAGGCCAAGCAACAAAGGCAGGAAGAGCAGAGGCAGACCAAACAGCAGGAAACUCUGCAGAGGGAGUGGGGAGAACUUGAAAUGCUGGAUCAGGAAAGGAGGCUAAUUGAAGUUGGAAACGAAAAAAACUUCAAAAUGAGUGUUCAGGAAAUGAAAGACAAAUCUAUAUCUGUUAGUGGUGAAAAUCCUCUAGAGAAAUACAUGAAAAUCCUACGACAGAAUCAAGACCAGGACACUACAGAUAAGGUGUGGAUGCUGUGGACAGGUGUCUGUGGGUGGGGAGUACUGAGGGCUUCUGUGGUUUACUUGAAACCUGGGGAUAACGAUCUGCCUUCUCUGUUAGAGACAAAGGGAGAAGUAUAGAAAAUCUGAAGGUCACAUAGAGCUCCAGCCUUCUCAAUAUCUGUAACUCGUGACAAAAUGUCAUGGCUUUUGUUUGAGUAAAUGAUUUGUCAAAGUUUGUAUAAGUUGAGAUGUGUCUUAAGAACAAUAACUAAAUAUAUUGGAAGCUCUAUGAUGAAAUGACAAAUGUGUUAGUCCUAAGACUAAUAUUUUAUCUGAGUCUAAUAUACUGUGUUGAGAAUGCUUUCCAUGCAGUUUAUUCUGGUGUGCUUGCAGAAUAUCAUGUUUAAAAGUCACUGCCUUUAUAGAAUCUUCAGUUACACACAUAUUUCAAAAAUAGUUCCUAGAGAAAUCAUAAAGGGUUCAAUAAAAUGAAUACAGAUCUAA